AUGGCUUUCAAGCUCGUACUUCUGGUGUGCGCCAUCGCUGCAGCACAGGCCGGCGUUUUAGCGCCCGUGUCCUACGCGGCGCACCCGGCCCCAGUCGCUUACGCGGCCGCCCCAGUUGUACAUGCGGCACCGGUGGUCCACGCCGCCCCCGUUGCAUACUCCGCCCCCAUUGCGAAAGUCGCCGUCGCCCCCAUCGCCAAGGCCGUGGAGGACUUCGACGCGCACCCCCAGUACAGCUUUGCGUACGACGUUCAGGACGGUCUCACCGGGGACUCCAAAUCGCAGCACGAGACCCGCGACGGUGACGUAGUCCAGGGCUCCUACUCCGUAGUCGAUCCUGAUGGCACCAAGCGCACCGUAGAUUACACUUCGGACCCUCAUAACGGUUUCAACGCGGUGGUACACAAGGAGCCUCUUGGCGCGCCCAUCGCUAAGGUAGCCGCCCCAGUUGUGCACGCCGCCCCCGUUGUUCAUGCUGCCCCAGUUGUGCACGCUGCACCCGUCGCGUACUCCGCCCCAAUCUACCACCAC
This is a messenger RNA of Iphiclides podalirius (scarce swallowtail), 531 nucleotides long. Lineage: Eukaryota; Metazoa; Arthropoda; Insecta; Lepidoptera; Papilionidae. The record is from the annotation of a GenBank genome assembly.